Neospora caninum is the source of this 1203-nucleotide messenger RNA. RefSeq lists its product as uncharacterized. The transcript has a single exon. The coding region runs from base 1 to 1203 and encodes 400 amino acids. NCBI's taxonomy places the organism in Eukaryota, Apicomplexa, Conoidasida, Eucoccidiorida, Sarcocystidae. The record is from RefSeq and is a predicted model, not a curated record.
AUGGAAAGGCAGCUAUUUCGCGCCGUGUGUCUGACCCUGCUCGUCGGCGCCGUCCUGUCGUGUGUGGCGUCAGAAACAAGUGAACAGAAGACUGAGGUUGAUUUCACCGCCACCAUCCCGAAAGGGGGACUUGAGAGGGACUUGGAGCAAGUGUUCUCCCUCGGACCUUCCGGCAAGCUCCAAGUCGUCGACGAAACAGGGGAUGCUGUCUACCUUCCCCAGCCCAGCGAAGGCGCUGAUGAGCAAUCCUCGGACUCGUACAGUGCCGCAUAUCUAUUUGAGAAUGGAGUAUGCGACUUCACAAAAAAGGUCGUGUUCAAGGAAGCGUUUCCAGGGUACACAAAGCCAUUAUGGGUUUCUGACGAGACGCCUUCGGGGGAAUCGGAGAAAGCAUCCACAGGAGGGAUUGUAAAAUACACGUUUACGAAUCCUCCUGCAGAGUAUGUGGGUGGACGGGUCAGUUUUUGUGUGCGGUUCAGAACAGUGCUUGCCAACAGCUCGCAAUCAACGCCGACGCCACCGGGAAACACUUUGCCCGAGUCUUCGGACGAGGAAGGGCCACACUCCAGUGCCCAGUCUGGCGAGCCCAGUGGAGGAGCAACCGGAGAGGGGAAUCAGGGUCCACAAGAGAGACCCCAUUCAGAGAAACCCGGUGAUUCUGGGUCGGACCUAAACGGGCAGCCGCCUCCCCAAGCCGAGGCUGAGGGAACUGAACAGAAUGGCGGCGAAGCGGCUAAACAGGAUAAGGAUGAGGCGCUUUCUGAGCCAUUGCCAGAUGGCAGCACUGUCGGAUCACCUGCGGCUGUGCCACCUAAUAAAAAUAACGUUGAAAAAACUGAAGAUCCGUCAAAAUCCCCAACCCUCUUAGGAGAUGAGGCGAAAGCUGCAGAUGUACCACAGCCAUUGUCACAGCAGACAGGGGCCUCCUCCCAACCUGUUGAAGCCUCACGAGCGGCGGAUUCCGAGGUCACGGCAGACGGAUCCGCACGCAACACGCUUGGCCACAAUGUCGACGGGAGUGUUAGUGUAAAGGACGGCGCCCGACUAAGGCGCCUCAGUGGGACCCCCGCGGAGCAACAUGCAUUCUUGACUCUUGUAGUCCACUCCGAGGCGUCGGGCAUUUCAAGUGGCAUACGUAUCUUGUCCGUUGUUCUUCUUACCUUGACAGCUACACUUGUGUCGAGUGCUUUUAACUGUGGUUGA